Molecule: messenger RNA, 306 nt
Organism: Laccaria bicolor S238N-H82
Lineage: Eukaryota; Fungi; Basidiomycota; Agaricomycetes; Agaricales; Hydnangiaceae
Exons: 6
Coding region: 1-306 (101 amino acids)
Source: RefSeq, a predicted model, not a curated record
AUGCCCGGUUGUCGAGGUCCUCUACGCAUUUUUGAAAGGUAUUACAAGGUAUCGUUGGAGGCGCGAAGGGAUGUAUGGUCGUUGCGACCAGGCCAGUGGGAAAAAAAAACACAACGGACAUUGGGAGGUAUGCGAACGGAGGGACGUCGCCGGGUUGUUGCAUCCCAAAAAAUGGAUGGACGGUGUCGUUUCUGGAAGAAGAAGAAUAGCAAGCCAAAAGGCUAUUUCAAAUCCCAGGAUUCUGGUGUCUCUGGGACGGGUCUUGUGGACUAUAGGCACGUGUACUGGAAGGAGUGUGGCAUUUAA